GGCUCACAAGAGCUCACAAUCUUUUCUUUCUUUUCUUUCAUACAGUGAAUUUCCCUGUGAGUUAUUUGUGCGUUUUCGAAGCCGAUUUACUGCGAGCAAAAACAUCUGCUAUUUUUCAUUGAUUCUCUUCUGUGGUGUCGGCACUUACAUCUGCCAUCUGCUGAGGUGCCACAAGAUCUAGGUGCCUUUGUGGCACUGCCACACACAGCGGAAGAUGACACCCAAGAAGACCUUGUCCCAGCUCUAUAAGCCUCCUGACGGUCAUGUGACCAAGGGAGAGCACCUGGGCAAGGGAGGCGCCGGUGACGUUUAUAAGGGUCACCACCAUAGGAAAGGCGACGUGGCGGUGAAAGUGGUCAACAUCACGCGGGACGAAGAGUCCGUUAGGAGAGAACUCCACUUCCUCCAGACUUUCACCGCCCAUAAGAACGUCGCCUCCUACUAUGGCGCCUAUUACAGAGCCCCGCCCACAGAUAGGUCGUGCGAGCUGCUUGAGAUAGUCCUGCAGUACUGUGGGGGUGGCUCCUUGCAGAACCUCAUAGAGACCACCGAGGGCCGAUCCUUACCCGAGACCUGGAUCGGCUACAUCUGCAAGGAGACGCUGAAGGGCCUCAACCAUCUGCACAAGAGUCGGGUCAUACACAGAGACAUUAAAAGCUUGAACAUCAUGCUGACCGACCAGGCCAAAGUAAAACUGAUUGAUUUCGGUCUCUGUUUCCAACUGGACCCGACGGCCGGCAAGUGCAGCGAGUGCGAUGGAACGCCGCAUUGGAUGGCGCCCGAGGCCAUAAGCAUCCGGCGGAGCCCGGUGGCAUAUGACACCAAAAGCGACAUCUGGUCACUGGGCAUAACCGCCGUAGAAAUGGCCGAGGGAGAACCACCUCACUCCAAUGUGGACUGUCCGUCAGCGCUCAUACGUGACAGCGAUGCGCCGGCACUCAAACCCAAGGCUUGGUCGGAACAAUUCAGGUCCUUUAUAACAUCGUGCCUGCAAAAGGACCCUGAAGCCCGAUGGAGUGCUGCACAGCUACUGCAGCACCCAUUUCUUACUGGGCUGCCCUCUAACAAGGCCGUCAGGGCACAAAUCAGAGAGCACCUGCGGGCCCUGAAGAUCCAGCCUGCUAAGAAAGAUCAGUGCUCUUCAGAGAAGGAAGCGGCUGCGCAGAUCCCAGCACCCGGGGAAGAACAUGGCCCCAGCCUGGCCGCCCCUUCGACUCGUACUGGGCGUCUCUAUCGCUUCAUGAGAAAACAGCUGAAGCGUGCCAAGAAGAUCUGGCACGACCCAGAAACAGGGCAAGUUUCUGACCCAAGAUGGCUCUGUAUGGUGCUGCCUCUUCCCCUCCCCCUGGCACUGUCUGCUCCCCUCUUCUAAUAGCUCCUCAUUUGGGUGCCUGCCUAUAUGGCGCUGCCUCUUCCCCUCCCACUGGUACUGCCUGGUCUGCUUUGAAUGGCCCCCUGGCCCUCAGUAGGUACAUGCCGGUAUGGCAUUGCCUCUCCCCCCACUGGCACUGCUGGGCCCCCCGUCCUCUUCUUCUAAUACCCCCAUCCCCUCAGAGGUUCAUGCCUGUAUGGCACUGCCUCUCCCCCCACUGGCACUGCCAGGCUCCCCAUCUUCUUCUUCUAAUCCCCCUGCCCCUCAGAGGUUCAUGCCUGUAUGGCACUGCCUCCCCCCCCACUGGCACUGCCGGGCCCCCCGUCCUCUUCUUCUAAUACCCCCAUCCCCUCAGAGGUUCAUGCCUGUAUGGCACUGCCUCUCCCCCCACUGGCACUGCCGGGCCCCCCGUCUUCUUCUUCUAAUGCCCCCCGUCUUCUUCUUCUAAUACCCCCAUCCCCUCAGAGGUUCAUGGCUGUAUGGCACUGACUCUCCUCCCACUGGCACUGCCGGGUCCCCCGUCCUCUUCUUCUAAUGCCCCCCGUCUUCUUCUUCUAAUACCCCCAUCCCCUCAGAGGUUCAUGCCUGUAUGGCACUGCCCCUCCCCCCACUGGCACUGCUGGACCCCCCGUCUUCUUCUUCUAAUGCCCCCUGUCUUCUUCUUCUAAUACCCCCAUCCCCUCAGAGGUUCAUGCCUGUAUGGCACUGCCUCUCCUCCCACUGGCACUGCUGGACCCCCCGUCUUCUUCUUCUAAUGCCCCCUGUCUUCUUCUUCUAAUACCCCCAUCCCCUCAGAGGUUCAUGCCUGUAUGGCACUGCCUCUCCUCCCACUGGCACUGCUGGGCCCCCCGUCUUCUUCUUCUAAUGCCCCCCGUCUUCUUCUUCUUCUAAUACCCCCAUCCCCUCAGAGGUUCAUGGCUGUAUGGCACUGCCUCUCCUCCCACUGGCACUGCCGGGCCCCCCGUCUUCUUCUUCUAAUGCCCCCCGUCUUCUUCUUCUAAUACCCCCAUCCCCUCAGAGGUUCAUGCCUGUAUGGCACUGCCUCUCCUCCCACUGGCACUGCCGGGCCCCCCGUCUUCUUCUUCUAAUGCCCCCCGUCUUCUUCUUCUAAUACCCCCAUCCCCUCAGAGGUUCAUGCCUGUAUGGCACUGCCUCUCCUCCCACUGGCACUGCUGGACCCCCCGUCUUCUUCUUCUAAUGCCCCCUGUCUUCUUCUUCUAAUACCCCCAUCCCCUCAGAGGUUCAUGCCUGUAUGGCACUGCCUCUCCUCCCACUGGCACUGCUGGGCCCCCCGUCUUCUUCUUCUAAUGCCCCCCGUCUUCUUCUUCUAAUACCCCCAUCCCCUCAGAGGUUCAUGCCUGUAUGGCACUGCCUCUCCUCCCACUGGCACUGCUGGGCCCCCCGUCUUCUUCUUCUAAU
Molecule: messenger RNA, 2791 nt
Organism: Xenopus tropicalis (tropical clawed frog)
Lineage: Eukaryota; Metazoa; Chordata; Amphibia; Anura; Pipidae
Product: traf2 and NCK-interacting protein kinase-like
Exons: 12
Coding region: 215-1372 (385 amino acids)
Molecular function (GO): ATP binding; transferase activity; protein serine/threonine kinase activity
Source: RefSeq, a predicted model, not a curated record